Molecule: messenger RNA, 765 nt
Organism: Fukomys damarensis (Damara mole-rat)
Lineage: Eukaryota; Metazoa; Chordata; Mammalia; Rodentia; Bathyergidae
Product: flocculation protein FLO11-like
Exons: 2
Coding region: 1-765 (254 amino acids)
Source: RefSeq, a predicted model, not a curated record
AUGCAAAUCAGCACAGUGCCCACCAAUAUGAAAGGCUACCCUGUGCCACUGCUCACAGCCAGUGAGACAGGCCCUGCAUCUACAAAUAUCGCAGUUAGCACGAUGAUUGUCAGCAGCCAUUCCUCAGCCAGCUCGCAUGCCAAAAUACCGGUAGUGGGCAUGAGCACAUGGGUGACUUCUGCUGUAGCCGGGUCCUCUUCUGGCACGGGGGCCGCCUCCACUGCAUCUGUGUCUGGGAGUCCAGAAGGAAGUACACCUGCUUCAGUCCCGGGGAUCAGUGGCCCCACUGCCACGGAAGGCAGCACGGCCCCAGAGUCCCCAGCGGAAUCCAGCACCCUGUUCCCAGCACCCAGCGAGGCUGUAUCCUCACCAGUGACUGAUGCCUCCAUGACUCUCACACCCGUGCCCUCUACUGAGAGCACCUCUGCAUCCUCCGCCACUGUAGGGACCAGCACGACGGACACCGCUCCUGGUGCCAGCAGGGCCACCAGUGCAGAGCCUGUGGACAGCACCAGUUUUUCAGCUGCUACGAAGCACACCAGCCCAGUGCCCACUUCUAGCCUGGGCUCCUCCCUGCCUAUCAAAACAACCAGUGAGCCAGGCGCUGCGUCAGCCAGCCUCCCAGCCAGCACGAUGCCUGUCAGCAGCCGACCCUCAGCAAGCUCGCCUGUCCCCACCCCGGUGCUCGGCCACCAUCUCUCAGCCUGUGGACAGCACCAGUCUUUUGGCCCCUAUCACACAUACCAGCCCAGUGCCUACCUCUAG